Messenger RNA from Sinocyclocheilus grahami, 1388 nucleotides. It is a transcript of the gene erg, whose product is annotated as ETS transcription factor ERG. The coding region runs from base 117 to 1388 and encodes 423 amino acids. Gene Ontology annotation, biological process: cell differentiation; regulation of transcription by RNA polymerase II. The record is from RefSeq and is a predicted model, not a curated record. The transcript is spliced from 9 exons. Lineage: Eukaryota; Metazoa; Chordata; Actinopteri; Cypriniformes; Cyprinidae. Gene Ontology annotation, cellular component: nucleus. Gene Ontology annotation, molecular function: sequence-specific DNA binding; DNA-binding transcription factor activity, RNA polymerase II-specific.
UCCAGCUUUAGCACAAUCUCAUCCGCUCUGAACCGCGCUCGGCAGAACCUCGUAACCACACACACACACACGCACACACACACGCACACUCUCACGACGGCCCGUCCUGCUCCAGCAUGGCCAGCACCAUUAAGGAGGCGCUGUUGGUGGUGAGUGAGGAUCAGUCUUUAUUCGAGUGUUCGUACGGAGCGCCUCAUUCUAAGACGGACAUGACGGCCUCCGCCGCCGGCGAAUACGGCCCGAGCAAACUCAGUCCCAGAGUGCAUCAGCAGGACUGGCUGGCUCCGCCCACCGGACGCGUCACCGUCAAGCUGGAGUGCGGCGCUGGAGCGCAGGUGAGCGGAUCCAGGGCCUCUCCUGAUGUGUGUGCUGCGGUCAAGGGGAAGGUUUCUCCAGUGAUGUACAGCAGCUUUAUGGAGGACAAGCACGCAGCGCCGCCCAACGUGACCACCAGCGAGCGCAGAGUGAUCGUCCCUGCAGAUCCGAGCCUGUGGUCGGCGGAUCACGUGCGUCAGUGGCUGGAAUGGGCCGUGAAGGAGUACGGGCUUCCCGAGGUGGACCUGUCUCUCUUCCACAGCAUCGACGGGAAGGAGCUCUGCAAGAUGAGCAAAGACGACGUCCAGCGCCUGACCAGCAGCUACACGGCCGAGAUCCUGCUGUCUCACCUGCACUACCUCAGAGAGACUCCACUUCCUCACUUGACUUCAGAUGAUGUUGACAAAGCCUUGCAAAACUCCCCGCGGUUAAUGCAUGCUCGCAAUACAGGAGGAGCCAGCUUCAUCUUCCCAAACACCUACCCUUCGGACGGCAGCAGAGCAGACGUGAGUUUCCACAGCCGGCGCUCUGGAUGGACUCAGCCGGCGUCUGCAGCUAAAGUUGCCAUCACGAGCAAACCCCAAGAGCAGAGAGCUCAGUUAGAUCUGUAUCAGAUUUUAGGGCCGACAAGCAGCAGACUGGCGAAUCCAGGUUCGGGUCAGAUCCAGCUGUGGCAGUUCCUCCUGGAGCUUCUCUCCAACAGCUCCAACUCGUCCUGCAUCACGUGGGAAGGAACCAACGGCGAGUUCAAGAUGACUGAUCCGGACGAGGUGGCGCGGCGCUGGGGCGAGAGGAAGAGCAAGCCCAACAUGAACUACGACAAGAUGAGCCGAGCCAUGCGCUACUACUACGACAAGAACAUCAUGACCAAAGUGCACGGCAAGCGCUACGCCUACAAGUUCGACUUCCACGGCAUCGCGCAGGCCCUGCAGCCGCAUCCGCCCGACUCCUCCAUCUACAAGUACCCCGCCGAGCUGUCCUACAUGAGCUCGUACCCGCACCCGCAGAAGAUGAGCUUCGUGUCUCCACACACUCAGGCCAUGAACGUCGCCUCGUCCGGCUCGAUAACGUAG